UGAAGGUGCAAUGCAAAUGAGCAAGAUCACCAUAGUGCACACACCUACUAUUUGAUUGAUCACAUGCUAUCUACUGGAUCUACUGGACCCGAUCCUCUGUCAGUGACAGUGACACUGCACUCAAUGUGAUUGUCUUUCGCUUAUUAAUCAAUUGAUUGUUGUUUACAAUUGUUUUCAAUACAAGUCAACAAUGAAUUGGUUCCCAAAAGAGCGCAACUAUAAGACAGAACUUCUCGGGAAGUACUGUACGGCCAAAGAGGCGACCGAUCAUCCAUUGAAGCCAUUAGUGGUUAACCAAACGGAGACCAAGAGAUUAAAAGUAGACAACUCUUCGGCGGUCACCAAAACUAAUGACGCGAAGCCGACCAACACUUCUUGGAAUGGUUUGGAUCCGCUUUCGAUGGCUUUAAGCCUUCAAAACACGACAGAAAGCAAUUCAUUGGAUUCAUCGCUAGAAAUGGAUAAAAAUGCAAAGUCUUCGUCGAAAGACAAUCAGACGACGGCUGACUUUAUUGGCGAAGACUUCGAGGACUGGUCGUCGACCAAGACUUCAAUACUUAACAAAUACACCACUUCUGAGAGACUGUCAAUUAAGACAUCUUUUCUGAUGGUCGGCGCCUCGGGUUCGGCCAUAAGUGGCAGCACUUCUGUUGUGAGGAGUUCUGCGAAUACGUCGGUUGCGGACAAAGUUCGUCACCGAUUGGAACAAUUGGAUGACUUCGAAGAG
Medioppia subpectinata is the source of this 727-nucleotide messenger RNA. NCBI's taxonomy places the organism in Eukaryota, Metazoa, Arthropoda, Arachnida, Sarcoptiformes, Oppiidae. The record is from the annotation of a GenBank genome assembly.